Molecule: messenger RNA, 1231 nt
Organism: Microplitis mediator
Lineage: Eukaryota; Metazoa; Arthropoda; Insecta; Hymenoptera; Braconidae
Exons: 3
Coding region: 125-868 (247 amino acids)
Source: RefSeq, a predicted model, not a curated record
AAUUUUCCACAACUAAAAUCGAGCUUACGUUGACACAAAAAAAUUUUAUUUGAGUUGCCAAGUUGUACAGAAGUAAUCAACAAUAAUUAUUCAUUGUUCAGCAUAAUUUCUUUCUUUUUGAAAAAUGAUUUUGAAUUUGGUGAUUAUAUUACUUUCAACUGGAAUAUUAGUAAAUUCCGAGCUAAUAAUAACAAAACCCGUUGAACAAUAUAAUCAAGAUGAAUAUAUGUCGUAUGGAUGGGCAGUGUAUAUACAAGAAACCGAUAGGCAAUUUGAAUUAUGCGAUGGUACAUUUAUCAGACCACGAGUAUUUAUCACUGAUGCCAGGUGUCUAAGCGAUGAUUAUAAUCGUAAAAUCGAAAUCGUAAAAAUUAUCCAUUAUAAUAUAGUCAGUAGUUAUAGCGUAAGCAAUAUAUACUACAAUGAAGACCUAAAUGUCACGUUCGAUCCGAAUAAACUUAAAAUAGCCAUAUUAAUAACUGAUGAAUCAGUUGAACCCGAAGAAGAUAAAAAUGGAUACGUACAAUUAAAUUCGAAUCUUAAUGAUAUCAAUGCCACAAGCUGUUUCAUACCAGAUUAUAAAAGUGUUAAUAUAUCAUUUAUUAGUUGUAACUUUGCGUACUUCGAUACUCGUAAUGGAAAUCCUAGUAAUUUAUAUUGUUUAACCCACGUCAAUGAUAUACAGUAUGCUUUUGGACGUAGUUUAUUUUGUUACUUGAAAUCCGAUCCUGAAGUCAAAGCUUUAGUUGGAAUAAUGUCAGAAUACAAUGAUGGACAAUUGUGUGGCCAGUCGGGUUUUACUAUAAUCACCGUUGAGAAUUUAAGCGGGUUAAAUGAUGCUAUCACUAAAAAACUGAAAACGUUGUAAUAAUUAUAUUUUGAAAUGCAAAAUUUAUUUCUUUACACAGUUGAAAAAUUUGUGUUAAAUUUAACACAAAUCACAUGUCCCAAAUGGCCCACUCAAUUUUUUGGAUUAAUUUAACACAUUUUUCUUGUGUCAAAUUAUAAUACGGGUUUAAAACUUGUUGAGAUCAGAUAAUGCAUUAAACUUUAGUUAAAUUUACACUUGAUGGUGUCAAAUAAUCGACACAAAAUAUUUAAUUUUUCUACACAAGAACACAAAAUUCUCAACUGUGCAAGAAAUUAAAAUAAUUCAAAAUAAUUACCCAAAUAUCAAUAAAAAAAAAUAAUGUAAAAUUGAUAAUUAAAUAAAUAACCAAUUUAAAAAUAA